This is a messenger RNA of Parathielavia appendiculata, 831 nucleotides long. RefSeq lists its product as uncharacterized. The transcript has a single exon. NCBI's taxonomy places the organism in Eukaryota, Fungi, Ascomycota, Sordariomycetes, Sordariales, Chaetomiaceae. The record is from RefSeq and is a predicted model, not a curated record. The coding region runs from base 141 to 632 and encodes 163 amino acids.
GCCUUUCUUGGAUUUCGUUCUUGGGUCGUCAACGCAGCAAAAUAUGAGGCCGGGAUUGGAUGGAUGCAGAGUCAAUAUGGCGAAGAGGCAUCUCGCGUUUUUCGAUGGGCAGGCCCUCUCCGUCUUGUUAGCCUCAGGUCAUGGAGGGGCGUCAGCCCAGCUUUCGCUGCGAGUUCUGGACAAAGGCGUCGCCAAGAGACGCGGUUCCAGAGGUCGAGACUCCGUUUUGCCAAGAUACCAAGACCGCGAUUGCAAGGUUCGCCGGUUUUGGAGUCGCUGCACUGCCAUUAACUGAAGACUCCUUUGCAAACGUUGUGCGGGGAAGCAGUGAUUUCGGUAUUCUGUUGCAUAAACAAGCGCUGUGUAGCUGUAACGUGUUGUGUCCGCGAGCAUGCAGACAUGACACAAAAAACAAACAGACUUGGGUGGAUGGGAGUUGUGGUAGGUACGAUAGAUUAGAACAACCGAGCUGUUGCAUGACUACGGUGGGGAGGGGCUGGCGGGUCUGGCCUUGCUUGACGUGGAUCUUGCAUGAGCGCUCCAGCCGAACGAGGAUGGGCACAUGCAAUUGCCGCUCGCCGGCGUCGGUGAUUGCAAAGAGGCUUCAAAGACUUGGAUGUGACCCAGUGUAGCCCUGUCUCUACAUACCUCGAUUGGCAUCGAUUGAUAUGGGAUGUUGAAGAUAACACUGAAAAAGACUUGAAAAUGACACAGAUCUGUCCUAGUAAACUACCUUGGAUCUGGCAGGGAAGGGCCGAUAGUGCCUACAAAUGAUAUACACAAAUACAGUUCGAGACGCCAACCCAGAAUCACCUCUUCUACCUCUACAGG